AAAUCUGAACAAAUUAGGUCGGUUCUGGUCUUAAAAAUUAACCCCGCUCGAUCUCGACAACUUCCUUCACCCUUUCUUCUUCCGUAACUCUCGAGUCCAUCUCCUCCUCUCCUCUCUCUCCCCCGUUCCUACGUUCCAAUCUCUCUCUGUCGCGAUGGCCAGCGCCCACUCCCCCGCUCUAUCGCUGGUGCUGCUUCUCCUCCUUUCGCCGUCGCUGGCGGCGUCUUCGGAGGAGCGAGAGAACAAGUCGUCAUCCCUGGGAGCCCUCUUCUGGGCCACCGGCAAGGACGAGAGCGAUCUGCUCACCGUGGUGGACUCCCACGACCCCUCCGCGGUGGAGAGCGAGAACGAUGAGUUCGCCGGGGGAUUCUCCUCUCUCGACGGCAUGUUGCAGUGGGCCAUCGGUCAUUCUGAUCCAGUAAAAUUGAAGGAAAAAGCAAAUGAUAUUCAAAAAUUAUCUGCAGAGGAGCUGAGAAAGAGACAAUUAGAAAUCAAGGAAUUGAUGGAGAGAUUACAGAUGCCGUCAGAUGCAGAGUUGAUGCAAACAGCAAUUAGUGAUUUGAAUAAUUCUUCUAUUUCUUUAGAAGAUCGGCAGUGUGCAUUGAAUGAGCUGUUGAUUCUUGUUGAGCCGAUCGAUAAUGCAAAUGAUCUCGACAAACUCGGUGGCCUUGUUGCAGUGAUUCGAGAACUCCAUCACUCUGAUCCAGAAAUACGGACCACUUCUGCCUGGAUUCUAGGGAAAGCUAGUCAGAAUAAUGCACUUGUUCAAAAUCAGAUCCUCGCAUAUGGAGUGCUGACAAAAUUGAUGAAGAUGGUGAACUCCAGUUUUACAGAAGAAGCCGUAAAGGCAUUAUAUGCCAUUUCAGCUUUGAUCAGAAAUAAUGAAGUUGGUCAAAAAUUGUUUUAUGCAGAGGAUGGAAAUAUAAUGCUUCAGGAUAUAAUGACCAACUCUAGCAUGGAUAUUCGCCUUCAGAAGAAGGCUGUUUUCUUAGCCACAGAUUUAGCAGACUAUCAGUUAGGGAAUGCAGACAAUGCUGAACUUUCUUUCCUUAGUGAUCGCCUCUUCUUAAAGGCUGUUGUUGAUUUGACAUCUGCACCUGACCUUGAUCUUCAGGAGAAGGCUUUGAUGGCUAUUAGGAGUCUACUCCAGCUUAGCUCCACCAAGGCUUUAGAUUUCAAAGAUUUCUGCAGUCUAGAUGAAGUCUUGGAGAGAAUGAGGGAGCAUCUGGGUAAGUUGAUAUCGCUGGAGGAACACACAGAAUAUGCGAGGGACUUGGAGAGCCUCCGUAGAGAGGUUUACAUCAUAUUCCACAAAAAGGUUGAGCAGGUAUGAUGUGCAGGUGACAUGGGUUCUAGCAUGAGAUGAAUCCUGCUUCUGGGUCUUAAUUUUGUAUUUAAGCCAUCGGAGUGGAAAGUAAUCAUUGUGAUGCUGCUAUAGUCCCUUCAGAAUUUUCUUCUCAGGUGCAGCUGCAGAAUUUUAUUGUUCUUGUCCUGUUAAAAUGACGUAUCUGUAGCCCAUUCCUUUUCUGAGCCGGAAAGAGAUGAGGAGCUUGAAAAAUUGGAAGCGUGAACGGCAACCAGUGGAUAAUUGGGGCAGUGACCAGUGUUGUGUGAAAUAUCUUGUGGAGGGCUCACCGCGCAUGAAAACCUGCUCGUUGUUGAAGCUGCUAGUUAUAGGAACUUAACAAAUACAAAUCACAAAUUCUGAUAUUUUCUCUUUAUCUUAUUGUUGGAAAUAUUCUUGUCAGCUGCACCUGUGCUCAGUUCAGCUUCUUGACCCCUAAACUAUUUGACAGGUGUUCUUCCCCAGGAGUAGGAGAAAAGAGCGAAAUAGCAUCCAGAAUGUGUGCAAAUACAUUAUAAUUUUUCCUGCACCUGCUUGUUAUUUAUGUACUUACCUGAUGAUGUUGAAUUAGGGCUGAAAACAGAUUGAUGUUAAUAUUCUAUAUCCUUGCUUGUCUUUAAUAAUUGGUGGAUAUAAAUAUGGAUACAAAUAUUAAUUAUAUGCUAAAAUUUAUGUUUGUAG
Phoenix dactylifera (date palm) is the source of this 2026-nucleotide messenger RNA. RefSeq names its product ARM repeat superfamily protein. The record is from RefSeq and is a predicted model, not a curated record. Gene Ontology annotation, molecular function: adenyl-nucleotide exchange factor activity. Lineage: Eukaryota; Viridiplantae; Streptophyta; Magnoliopsida; Arecales; Arecaceae. Gene Ontology annotation, cellular component: endoplasmic reticulum.